Messenger RNA from Durusdinium trenchii, 1323 nucleotides. Lineage: Eukaryota; Dinophyceae; Suessiales; Symbiodiniaceae. The record is from the annotation of a GenBank genome assembly.
CAAAACUGGUGGGGUCGGAUUUGGAUGCCAAUGCGUUGUUCUUUGACAUUUGUAUUGUAUAGAAAUCGUGAAUUAAAUAAGCUUUGUUCAUUGCCUGAGAUUGCCUUUGCUCAAGCACGUGGAGUCGGCAUAGGUAAGCUGGCUGAGACAGGAUGCCACCCCGUUGGAGAGCCUCGCAGCUCGCGUUGACCGCGUGCGCAGCGGUCAUGCUCCUUAACCUUGGAGCGCCGAAGACAUUGCUGGACUUGUGUGACUUCGUGGCAGCUACUAGCUACAAACACUAUGGCCGCGAUGUUGAGUGCUUCGAUUGCUUUGCGGGAAAGGGAGCUGUUGGAUCAGCGUUUCGAUUGAAUGGAUGCAAAACGGUGUCCCAAGAUCUGGAGAUGGGUCCAGCACAUGACCUGGCUUCCACGCCAGGGUUUCUCCGGGCAAUUCUCAAUGUGCUUCGGUGUGUCCCAGAUGGAGUGCUGGUGAUGGGACCACCGUGUGGGUCGUUCGUAUUCAUGAAUUUAGGCACAUCACGAAGGUCGGAACAUAGGCCAUAUGGAGAUGAGAGCCUUCCACACGUGGAGAUGGGUUCCCUGCUGUGCUCGCGAGCGCUUUUACUUCUUCUACUGGCCACCGUACGUGGUGUUUACACCGUGCUGGAACAGCCAGGGACCAGUACAAUGCGUUACUAUCCGGACCUCAAAGCUGUGGCAGCAGCUAUUCAAAAACACCUGGGUGGAAAAUCUUGGCUCACUCAAUACAUGUGGAUGGGAGCGUGGGGUGCACCAACGCUGAAGCCGACGAGGGUCUGGGGCACACCACCGUGGAUUUGCAAUCUUUAUGCCAAGCCGUCCAAAUCUUUGCGCAAGAAGUUGCUUGCAAACUCGAAGCGUCUCAAGAUCACCUUCAAAAAAACAAAGAAUGGUCAAACUUCUGUGUGCGGUGGCCCAGGGUUGGCGGCAACUGCCGCUUAUCCAGAUGGAUUUGGACGCCGUGUGUUCGAGCUCUACCAAAUGAACAAGGACCACAAUGGACUCCAACUGUUGGCCAAGAUCAAGGUUGCUUUUGCUUUAGUGCAAGCCAAAAAGACCAAAUGUGCAAAGUGGAAGGGGGCUUGGCGAAAGGCCAACGUUGCCGUCCUGAAGCGGUUUGUCACAAAGGCCGCUGAGAAAGGGCUGUUUCAACCGAUAGGCCCUGUCAAUGACCGGGAACCAUACACAUAUGGCUGAGCAUCGGUAUGCAAAUUUGCACAUCCAAUGAAUUUUAAUUCGAUUCCGGCGCCAACAUGAAAGCUCGAGUGUGAAUUUGUCACAAAAGAAAUGAACUUGGUGGACC